Phyllopteryx taeniolatus (common seadragon) is the source of this 2126-nucleotide messenger RNA. Its product is annotated as sodium-coupled neutral amino acid transporter 3-like. Lineage: Eukaryota; Metazoa; Chordata; Actinopteri; Syngnathiformes; Syngnathidae. The transcript has 17 exons. The record is from RefSeq and is a predicted model, not a curated record. Gene Ontology annotation, biological process: amino acid transmembrane transport; asparagine transport; histidine transport. Gene Ontology annotation, molecular function: L-glutamine transmembrane transporter activity; L-histidine transmembrane transporter activity; L-asparagine transmembrane transporter activity. Bases 325 to 1899 code for a protein of 524 amino acids.
AGGGGGGGGGGGGGGUUCAACAUCAACAUCAACGUUCCCAACAAUCAUUUUGAUUGGAGUCGCCGCCGUGCUUCACAUCCCACUUCGGAGGAGAUUAGCGUCCACAAUCGAGCCAGGGGGAGGUAAAACACAAGACAUUGACGGAGGGGGGCGGCGGCGGACGACAAGCAAGCGACCCCUCCAUCUCGUGCGGAGGUAUUCGAGAGUUGGAGGACGCGUUGAUUUCUCCGAUCCCCGGUGGGAAGUAAACAGCUUAUUCUCCUUGCACAAAGCUACAACUGAAGCCAGUUUUCCUUUCAUAGCCACCAAGGCAGCAGAGAAGACAUGAGUGAGGACAAGCCAGCCGAGGGCGCGGAGACGCCCCCCUCUGAGAUGAAUGCCAUUCCUAAUGGGAAAGGUCACGAUGUGGUAGAUGAGAUGACUGCAUCGUCCAAAACAUCACCUGUGGAUGAUGGGCCAACGGAAACAGUACCCAACAGUGUCCAGAAUGUUAGUCCUAACCCAACUGAGAACGCAGAGGCCAACCAGCCGGAAGGUCAGGAGUUCUUAUCAGGUGCCGACAACAGCAAAACAACGCGAUUUACUGAUUUUGAGGGAAAAACAUCAUUUGGGAUGUCCGUCUUCAACCUGGGCAACGCCAUCAUGGGAAGUGGCAUCCUCGGACUGGCAUACGCAAUGGCCAACACAGGAGUCGUUCUCUUUUUGGUUCUCCUAACAGUGGUGGCUGCCCUUUCAUCAUAUUCCAUUCAUUUACUGCUCAAGUCUUCUGGUAUUGUAGGCAUCCGUGCUUAUGAGCAGCUUGGCUACAGGGCUUUUGGCACCCCUGGCAAGAUGGCGGCAGGUAUCGCCAUCACACUGCAAAACAUUGGAGCCAUGUCCAGUUAUCUGUACAUAGUCAAGUAUGAAUUUCCGUUGGUCAUUCAGGCCUUCCUUAAGGUGGAUAAGCCAGCAGGUGAAUGGUACAUGAACGGCAACUACCUUGUGAUCAUUGUAUCCAUCGCCGUGAUCUUGCCGCUGGCACUCAUGAAGCAGCUUGGAUAUUUGGGAUACACCAGUGGCUUCUCCUUGAGCUGCAUGGUGUUUUUCCUCAUCGCGGUCAUCCACAAGAAGUUCAAUGUCCCUUGUCCGUUCGUGGACUUUACCAUCAACGGCACUGCUGGCGGUCUCCUGAACAUCACGGAUCCCGGUGGGGCGGACGACCUCUCCUGCGUUCCCAAAAUGGCCAACCUUAACUCCCAAACUGCCUACACCAUCCCCAUCCUGGCGUUUGCCUUUGUGUGCCACCCUGAGGUGCUGCCUAUCUACACAGAGCUACGCAACCCCACCAAGAAAAAGAUGCAGCAUGUGGCCAACAUGUCCAUCGCAGUCAUGUACGUCAUGUAUUUCCUGGCUGCUCUCUUUGGAUACUUGACCUUCUAUGAUGAAGUGGAGGCUGAGCUGCUUCACACCUACAGUCGCAUUGACCCGUAUGACACGCUGAUUUUGUGUGUGCGUGUCGCUGUGCUCACUGCUGUCACACUCACUGUGCCCAUCGUGCUUUUUCCUGUACGAAGGGCCAUCCAGCAGAUGAUGUUUCCAAACAAGACCUUCAACUGGCCACGACACAUCGCCAUUGCAUUCACUCUGCUCGCGUUCAUCAAUCUUCUGGUCAUCUUUGCCCCUAACAUCUUGGGCAUCUUUGGGAUCAUAGGUGCCACAUCUGCCCCUUGUCUUAUUUUCAUCUUCCCUGCUGUCUUCUACAUUCGUAUUGUACCCAAAGAAGAGGAGCCACUGCGCUCAACCCCCAAAAUCUUGGCGGCUUGCUUUGCUGGGCUUGGCUUCCUGUUCAUGAUAAUGAGUCUCAGCUUUAUCAUUAUUGACUGGACUUUAGGCAGCAGCAAAGCCAGCAGUGGCCAUUAAACGGGCUUCCACAACCCUUUCCAGGAAUUUAACUUUCUGGUUGAUUUAGUUUUAUGUGUUGUUAUUCUUCAUGGUUUUACUUUGGAUCUUCCAUCGAAAAUAUUGGGGGAAUGACAAGUUUUGGAGGACGCCAUGUCUCUGCACAAAACAAACUUUGUACUGUACAUCCUGCCACACAACACUACCAGACAGACAGAAGUCAAUUUGGGGUGGGGUGGGGGGGGGGG